Messenger RNA from Pyrus x bretschneideri (Chinese white pear), 1436 nucleotides. RefSeq names its product alcohol dehydrogenase. Lineage: Eukaryota; Viridiplantae; Streptophyta; Magnoliopsida; Rosales; Rosaceae. Gene Ontology annotation, biological process: formaldehyde catabolic process. The transcript is spliced from 10 exons. The record is from RefSeq and is a predicted model, not a curated record. Gene Ontology annotation, cellular component: cytosol. Gene Ontology annotation, molecular function: S-(hydroxymethyl)glutathione dehydrogenase [NAD(P)+] activity; zinc ion binding. The coding region runs from base 125 to 1267 and encodes 380 amino acids.
AAAACAAAGCUUACAACUUUACUUCGUAUUUAUAGUGGAAGUGGAUAAUCCCAUUGCUAAAACCAUCCUCUGAGUUCUAACAAAUCAACUGAAUCUCACUUCUUUAACCCCAAAUCUUUACUACAUGUCGUCUACAGCCGGCCUUGUGAUCCCCUGUACAGCGGCGGUUGCAUGGGAGGCAGGGAAGCCGUUGGUGAUGGAGAGGGUGGAGGUUGCUCCACCUCAGGCCAUGGAAGUUAGGAUCAAGAUCAAAUAUACUUCACUUUGCCACACUGAUCUCUACUUCUGGGAAGCCAAGGGCCAGACACCUUUGUUCCCUCGAAUUUUCGGCCAUGAAGCAUCUGGAAUCGUUGAGAGUGUUGGGGAAAGCGUUGAAGGCCUCGAGGUUGGUGAUCAUGUGCUACCUGUUUUCACCGGGGAGUGUGGGGACUGUGCGCAUUGCAAGUCUGAGGAAAGCAACAUGUGUGACCUGUUAAGAAUAAAUACAGACAGAGGGGUCAUGCUAAGUGAUGGGAAAACGAGGUUUUCUAUAAAUGGGACUCCGAUUAAUCACUUCCUCGGCACAUCCACCUUCAGUGAAUACACUGUUAUUCAUUCCGGCUGCCUUGCCAAGAUCAAUCCCCUGGCUCCUUUGGAUAUAGUUUGCAUCCUCAGCUGUGGCAUCUCGACAGGUUUGGGUGCCACUCUGAAUGUAGCAAAACCGAAAAAGGGAUCUUCAGUUGCUAUCUUUGGACUUGGGGCUGUUGGGCUGGCUGCUGCUGAAGGUGCAAGAAUUUCUGGGGCAUCACGGAUUAUUGGGGUUGACAGGAAUCCCAAGAGGUUUGAGGAAGCCAGGAAAUUUGGAGUGAAUGAGUUUGUGAAUCCAAAGGACCAUGACAAACCAGUCCAGGAGGUUAUUGCUGAGAUGACAAAUGGUGGAGCUGACAGGAGCAUAGAGUGCACCGGCAAUAUUAAUGCCAUGAUCUCGGCUUUUGAAUGUGUUCAUGAUGGUUGGGGUGUGGCUGUGCUUGUUGGAGUACCGAACAAGGAUGCAGUCUUCAUGACUAAGCCCAUUAAUGUGCUUAAUGAAAGGACGCUUAAGGGAACUUUUUUCGGGAACUACAAACCUCGGACAGACCUUCCUUCGGUUGUCGAAAUGUACAUGAACAAGAAAUUGGAAGUAGAGAAGUUUAUAACGCAUCGGGUGCCUUUCUCAGAAAUCAAUAAAGCCUUUGAUUACAUGACAAAGGGAGAAGGCUUGCGGUGCAUCGUUAGCAUGGAAGAGUAGCUAUCAGUUCAUAAAUAAACUUCAUCAAGUUUCCAACUUCGAUGGAACAACUUUAGUGUUGCCCAAAGUAUGCAGUGUUACACUGCUUAAGCGAUCUUCUAUGUUUAAUCUACGAAUGUUAUGUCAAGUUGGGUUCAAAUAAGUACUUAUCGACUCGUUUUUUUCGUAA